CUGGUCCCAUCUUCUUCUCCAACUCCCAAUUAUUACUAUCGCCAUUGUUUUAUCACUCACUUUGCACCAAUUCACAGAAAUUCAAACCUCUCUCUCUUUCUCUCUAUUGUAAUUCAUAAUGCUGCAGCAGCUCUCCCGCCCCGCCGCCGCCGGGACUUUGGUCCUCGCCGUGCUAUUCCUUGUCAUCUCCGACGUUACGGCUCACAACAUCACGCAUCUUCUAGAGAAGCACCCGGAGUUCUCCACUUUCAACCACUACUUGACUGCCACUCACCUUGCGCCCGAGAUUAACCGGAGAACCACCAUUACUGUCUGCGUCGUCGACAACUCCGCCAUGUCUGAGCUCUUGGCUAAACACCUCUCCAUUUACUCCGUCAAGAACACUCUCUCGCUCCAUGUCCUCCUCGACUACUUCGGAGCCAAGAAGCUUCACCAGAUCACUAAUGGAACUGCUCUUGCUGCGACUAUGUUUCAAGCCACUGGCUCUGCUCCUGGUUCUUCCGGUUUCGUUAAUAUCACUGACCUCAAGGGCGGGAAGGUAGGGUUUGGCCUUCAGGACAGUGACGACAUUGAUGCGAUGUUUGUGAAAUCUGUGGAGGAGGUUCCGUAUAAUAUCUCUGUGAUUCAGAUCAGUAAGAUCUUGCCGUCGCAAGUGGCGGAAGCUCCAACUCCGUCUCCUAGUGAGAUGAAUUUGACCGGAAUAAUGUCCGCUCACGGUUGCAAGGUUUUUGCCGAAACUCUUGAGGCCUCUGACGCUGCAAAGACGUUUCAGGAAAAUGCAAUCGGUGGAUUGACGGUUUUCUGUCCUCUAGAUGAUGUUUUCAAGGCGUUUUUGCCGAAGUUCAAGAACUUGACGGACGCUGGAAAGAUCUCCUUGCUCGAAUACCACGGUUUGCCUGUGUAUAAUUCUAUGUCCAUGCUUAAGUCCAACAAUGGCAUCACGAACACCUUGGCCACCGACGGUGCCAACAAAUUCGAUUUCGUCGUGCAAAACGACGGCGAAGUGGUUACUCUCCAGACGAAAGUCGUAACCGCCAAGGUCACCGGCACGCUUCUCGACGAGCAACCAGUGGCGAUCUACACAAUUGACAAAGUUCUGAAGCCAAGAGAGCUCUUCAAGAAGGAGAUUCCGGCUCCGGCGCCGGCACCAGCGCCGGAGACCGAGAAACCUGCUGACGCUCCAAAAGCUCAUUCUCGUCGGCACAAGGGCGCCGCGACUCCUUCAGCGGACUCACCGGCAGAUUCGCCGUCCGACGAAGAUCCAGCAGAUCAGACGACCGACGGCAAUGGCACAGUGAGGCUCGACGGAUGGAGAUUUGUUUCGGCCGGAAUUUCAGGAUUGGCAGCGCUUCUUCUACUGUAAGGUCGUCUUCUCUACAUUUCGCCGGCCCUAGUUUUUUCUUUAAUUUAAUUUUUACUUUUUUUUUUUGGGUACUUCGAAUAAUUCCUUUUGUUUUUUUUUUUUUUAAAAUAAAAAAUAUUGAAAUUGGUUGUAGUACAUUUCUGUGCAAUGAUCUGUCGUUUCUAAGAGUGUUUAUUUAUUUAUUUAUAUUUUUGGUUUUCUUAUUUUAGUUUUGUAAGGAAAGAGAAUCUUCUACGGCUGUGAUUUGGAUUUAAGAGUGAAAAUUUAAAUAUUAUUGUUGUUGUUAAUCACUUAAUUAAUCAAUGUAAAUUUAUGUCAUUGUGAUUUGAUAAUGACAAGCAAGGUUUUUUUUUUUCA
Messenger RNA from Benincasa hispida (wax gourd), 1720 nucleotides. Its product is annotated as fasciclin-like arabinogalactan protein 1. The record is from RefSeq and is a predicted model, not a curated record. Lineage: Eukaryota; Viridiplantae; Streptophyta; Magnoliopsida; Cucurbitales; Cucurbitaceae. Gene Ontology annotation, cellular component: plasma membrane. Gene Ontology annotation, biological process: shoot system development; root development.